Molecule: messenger RNA, 1245 nt
Organism: Macadamia integrifolia
Lineage: Eukaryota; Viridiplantae; Streptophyta; Magnoliopsida; Proteales; Proteaceae
Product: isopentenyl-diphosphate Delta-isomerase I
Exons: 6
Coding region: 112-1071 (319 amino acids)
Biological process (GO): isopentenyl diphosphate biosynthetic process; isoprenoid biosynthetic process
Cellular component (GO): cytoplasm
Molecular function (GO): isopentenyl-diphosphate delta-isomerase activity
Source: RefSeq, a predicted model, not a curated record
AGACGGUAUAUAAAAGGAGAGUGGUAUGCUGUCUAGACUCUGGAGUAGGAAAGAGGGGGAGAGAGAUCUGCGGGCCUAGAGGAUUUUGACAAGGCUUAAGCCAGCGAAGUUAUGUCGAGUUCUGUAACCUCUUCUCUGCUAGGCCUGAGCCUGACAAGCCGAGCUGGAGGAGCAGUCGCAGUUCCGAACGUUUCAAUCCAAAAUUUUGUUAACCGCAAUCAGUUAUUAAAAUUUUCCUCAUCUUCCUCAAACCCCUCUCUUAUAAGAAACCCCCUUCCUCUCUCUCGCCUCAAUCUCAUUGCUCGUCUCUACUCUUCUGCAUCUGCAUCUGUUGUUGCCAACGCCUCAGCAGCUCCUUCGACGAAGAUGGGUGACGUCUCUGAUUCCGCCAUGGAUGCCGUUCAGAGGCGCCUCAUGUUUGAGGAUGAAUGCAUUUUAGUGGAUGAGAAUGAUAACGUUGUAGGACAUGACUCAAAAUAUAAUUGUCAUUUAAUGGAAAAGAUUGAGUCUGAGAAUUUGCUCCAUCGGGCAUUCAGUGUCUUUUUGUUCAACUCCAAGCAUGAAUUGUUGCUUCAGCAACGCUCUGCUACAAAGGUUACAUUUCCCUUAGUUUGGACAAACACCUGUUGUAGCCAUCCUCUGUAUCGCGAGUCGGAGCUGAUCAAGGAAAACCAUCUCGGAGUACGCAAUGCUGCUCAAAGGAAACUAUUUGACGAAUUGGGCAUUGAUGCCUCUGAUGUACCUGUGGAUGACUUCACCCCCCUUGGCCGGAUACUGUACAAAGCUCCAUCAGACGGCAAAUGGGGAGAACAUGAACUUGACUACCUUCUCUUCAUUGUAAGAGAUGUUAAUGUGAAUCCCAACCCUGAAGAAGUUGCUGCUGUGCGUUAUGUUAAUCGUAAGGAGCUGCAAGAGCUUUUGCGGAAAGCAGAUGCGGGUGAGGACGGGCUGAAGCUGUCCCCCUGGUUCCAGCUUGUGGUGGACAACUUUCUAUUCAAAUGGUGGGAUCACGUUGAGAAGGGGACCCUAGAGCAAGCAGUGGACAUGGAGACAAUUCAUAAGCUCUCUUAGAGGUUGAUUAUCUUGUCUUCCUUUGUUAAAUUGACCGGCCGGUGGGCUCAGCAAGUUCUAUUCCUAUUUCCUAAUCUGGCUCUCUGGUUCUGUUACUCAGACUAGUGACUUUGGCUUUGGUUUUUAGUGUUUACUGGAACAGUAGAGUUGGUAAUCAAAUUGGUGUUGGUUUUA